UUCUGCACAAGCAGCAGAAUUGAUUGCUUUGACUAGGGCAUGCGAACUGGCUAAGGACAAGCACCUGACAGUGUACACAGAUAGCCAGUAUGUUUUCUCUACACUGUUUUAUUUUGCGAAACAAUGGGAGCGUAGAGGAAUGACAACCUCUACUGGGAGACCAAUAACACAUGCAUCUUUGCUUAAAGAUCUUUUACAAGCAAUACAACUCCCAACUAAACUAGCUGUAUGUAAAUGCGCAGCUCAUACAAAAAGCAAAGAUGAAGUUUCAAAUGGAAACAGACUAGCUGAUAAAAUCGCUAAAGAAGCUGCAGCAGGGAAGCAUGGGAAAGGUAUUUUCUCAGCACAGACUGAAGGGGAACAACAAAUGAUAGACAAAACAGUACUAAAAGACAUGCAGGACAAUGCACCACAGGCUGAGAAAAGGCUGUGAAUAACUAAAGGUGCAAAAAUGAAUGUCGGGAACAUUUUUGAGGUUAAUGACAAACCAGUGCUUCCUAAGUCUUUAUUUAAAGCAGCAGCAAUUGUGUCACAUGGGCGUUGCCAUGUGUCAACUGGGGGGAUGGAAUCCAUAAUAAAACAGCAUUUCACAACGUAUGGUUUAAAUUCUUACUUAAAAUCUUUUUGUACUGCAUGUCCAGUCUGUGUGAAAUACAAUCCUAAGGGAAACAUAAGGCCAAAAUGAGGCAGGUUCCCAAAAUCAUCUUAUCCCUUUCAAACUAUGCACAUGGAUUUUAUUGAACUUUCACAAAGUGGGCCAUAUAAAUAUUGUCUGGUGAUGAUUGAUGCUUUUUCUAAAUGGGUUGAAAUAGUUCCAGCAAAGCAUGCAGAUGCUUUGACAGUAGCUAAGGCUAUUUGUAAAACUAUCAUCCCAACACAUGGCAUCCCACAGACUGUUUAUAGUGACAAUGGACCACAUUUUGUAAACCGAGUGAUACAAAACAUGGCUACACACUUGGGAAUGACAUUAAAAAAUCACUGUGCCUAUCGGCCACAGAGUGCAGGGCUGGUGGAAAGAACAAAUGCUACUGUGAAAAGUAGAUUAAGAAAGUGCAUGGCAGACACUGGCCGAUCCUGGCCAGAAUGUUUAGACUUGGUGAAGCUCUAUAUGAGAAUCACAGCAACAGCUGAUGGUCUAACACCUUUUGAAAUAAUUCAUGGGAGAGCUUACAGAUUGCCUCUGUUUGCUCCAGACAUACAAAAAGCUGAUGAAGAACAGACAUUAGCAGAUUAUAUGAUCAGGACUCUUAAACUGAAGGAAGUGUCCAGUGCGAAUUUACUGCCUUCUGAUUCUCCUCCUAUACAGGAAGCCAUUCCACUUGAGCCAGGUGACUGGGUCUACAUAAAAGUCAUCAAACAAAAGAACUGGACGAGUCCACGGUGGGAAGGACCGUUCCAAGUGCUGAUGACCACACCAACAGCUGUAAAGAUCGCUGAAAGACCCAGCUGGAUACAUCUUAGUCACUGUAAGCGGCAGAGAGUGUUGGACCCCUAAUUCGGAGUAGAGAGGAAGUUUGGGGGUUCUGACAUCUCUGCACGCCGAGCAGUAAUGGGGACUCCAUAUGCAAGAUGGAUCUUCUACUGUGCUGUGACUGCUGUAUGUUUGAUGUUUGGAGAAGGAAGUGAGCCUGAGUUCCACCCACACGACUACAGCACCAACCUGUGGUGGAAACUGAUGAAUAGAACUGCUUAUGAAGGACAUGCUGUGACGUGUGUGCGCAGCUGCCGGUUUCCAUACACAACUCAGGUCUCCGACCAGGUAACAUUACAGACGACAAACAGAUGUGUCUCUAUGUUCUAAGCACCAGACCACGGCGCGUCCCGCCCCUAAGGGGAGACAGACCACGUGAGAAGGAUUAUUCAGCUGACCUCCGGAUGGGUGAGGCUGUGCAAGGACUGUUUCAAUUUUUGAAUUGUUCACUUGCAGAUGAUGUACUUCCUUUUUCGUCAUCUCAACAAACUGUAUGGAAAAUACCAGAUAUCAUUUCGUUAGCAGGAGCUAAACCAGGAUCUCUGGGGAACUGUGUUUAUAAUAAUGGAAAUGUUUUUCUAGGGACAUUGCCCUGGAACUUGUGUAACAGAGUUUACACCUACUGCGAACCGACACAGGAUUACAUCACCUGCGUAGCCUGCAGGGGUCAAAGGAUGGCUCCACACUGCAAAGGCUGGAAGGAAAACCCAGACUGUGACAACUUGCUUCAGGAGAGGAGUUUCAACAUCACGCAUAAGAUAAAGAGGAGACAGGAGACAACACUGUGCAGCGCCAUAGUGCCAGGAGAUUAUGGCUCAAGGAUGUUAACAGAUUGGUACUUUCUUUGCGGGAAUGAAGCGUACAUGUUCUUGCCGAAAAAUUGGGGAGGACUGUGUGCUGUGGUUCCUUUGAUCAACCCGAUUGCAUUCAUCAGGAAAGCACAGGAUGAUUCACACACCCGCUCCAAACGAACAGUUAUGUCAGAGGUCAAAAGAUGGGGAGGCCUCACAACACAUACUGGAGUUCCAUGGGAAUUCAGGAUUUGGAACGGCGGAGAAAAAUUUAUGCAAAGCCUGUUUCCAUGGGUUGGAAUAGGUGAGAUUCGGGACCACGUUGAGAUAAACAGGUACGGAAUACUGCGAUUAAUCAACAUCACAUACCAGCUGGCCAAUGGCACCAUGGAAAAACUGACUGAACUGAGAAACAUGGUUAUGCAAAAUCGUGUUGUCCUGGAUUUCCUCACGGCCCCUCAGGGAGGGGUCUGUAAAAUCAUUGGCCCAACGUGCUGUACUUUUGUACCUGAUGAAACAGGUACUGGAGGAACUAUUUCUGAUGCUCUAUAUGAGCUGGAAGAUCUAAAACAAUAUGUAGAAAGUGGAACACGCGGCUCAACUUCUUUUGAUUUGUUUUCAUGGCUUACAUCUGGACCAUGGUGGAAUUUGCCGUUAAAGCUCGUGACACCUAUUCUGGUUGUUUUAGUUCUGUUCUGCCUUUUUACGGGUUGCAUUAUUCCUUGUCUACGAAAAAUGAUGUUUAAAACAAUUAACACAACUGUUAUCAACUAUCAGUUGGCAAAGGCAUCAUAUGAGACAACUGAAGAUGACUUGUUUCAAGUUUCUGACGAUUUUCUGACCAAUGAUGAAGUCCUGUAAUAAAUAAACAGAAAAAUUCAUUUGCUGAAUGAUUCCUACACUAAAAAUGUUAAACAAGUGGUGUUAAGGAUGAGAAAACUGCUUUUGAUUUUUUGCUGUUUCUUUUAUUUUAUAUUCCAAUUAUUCAUUGUGUAUUUUCUGUGUUUAGCUUAGAAAAAAAAAUAAAAAAUUCUUGCAUUUAUUGGUUCUUUUCUUUUCUUUUCUAUGCUUAGCUUUUGCAUAAGGUUUAAGCGUAUAAUGAAAUGAUAAAAAGGGGGAAUAUUA
Messenger RNA from Xiphophorus couchianus (Monterrey platyfish), 3387 nucleotides. RefSeq lists its product as uncharacterized. Bases 1783 to 3123 code for a protein of 446 amino acids. Lineage: Eukaryota; Metazoa; Chordata; Actinopteri; Cyprinodontiformes; Poeciliidae. The transcript is spliced from 2 exons. The record is from RefSeq and is a predicted model, not a curated record.